Molecule: messenger RNA, 1282 nt
Organism: Carassius carassius (crucian carp)
Lineage: Eukaryota; Metazoa; Chordata; Actinopteri; Cypriniformes; Cyprinidae
Product: mediator of RNA polymerase II transcription subunit 18
Exons: 2
Coding region: 258-884 (208 amino acids)
Biological process (GO): regulation of transcription by RNA polymerase II; termination of RNA polymerase II transcription
Cellular component (GO): core mediator complex; mediator complex
Molecular function (GO): transcription coregulator activity
Source: RefSeq, a predicted model, not a curated record
GUUUUGCACAUGGAGUAAAUUGCUGAUAGUAUUUUACAAAAACAUAAGCCGUUCCGAUUUUGUUUUCUAAUAAGAGGUCAAAACAUUUUAUUUUGCAUUUAUUAUUCAGACUGAGUAUUUUAUUGGCUGGUGGUGUUGUGUAGUUAAUAUCUUACUAUCUCUGCAGGUCUUUUGUGCGCGUUGAUCUACGGUUCAUUUGAAUUUCUGUUUUAACCAGCUAUAUUUCUUCACUAGUAGUAGGAGAGUUCAGAGGAGUGAUGGAGGCUCCUCCGGUCACUGUGAUGCCCGUCACGGGUGGAGCCAUUAAUAUGAUGGAGUAUCUCCUCCAAGGCAGCGUACUGGAUCAGUCUCUGGAGAGCCUCCUACAUCGACUCAGAGGUCUGUGUGAUAACAUGGAGCCUGAGAGCUUUGCUGAUCAUGAGCUGGUGUAUCUGCUGAAGGGUCAGCAGGGCAACCCGUUCAUGCUGCGUGCGCGCCGCUCGCUUCUUCACCCCACUGCCCCUUGGCAUCUGCGCUAUCUAGGUCAGCCUGAGGUGGGCGACAAAAGCCGUCAUGCCCUGGUGCGAAACUGUGUGGAUGUGGCUGCCUUGCACAGCUUACCGGAGUUUCUCAACGAGAUGGGUUUCCGCAUGGACCAUGAGUUCGUGGCCAAGGGUCAGGUGUUCCGGAAGGGUGCGAUGAAGGUGGUAGUGAGCAAACUGCUACGUGUCCUUGCGUCAGGAAACACGGAGAACACAGAGCCGCUGUCUCUGUCGUAUCUUGUUGAGCUGAGCGUACUGGCUCCUGCGGGACAGGACACUGUGUCUGAGGACAUGAGAAGCUUCGCAGAACAGCUGAAACCUCUGGUGCACCUGGAAAAAAUUGACCCUAAAAGACUCAUGUAGUGUGACUUGAUUUCAUUGGAGGCGUUUGCUUGUAUUAUUAUGAUAAUAGGUAUGUUAUGCUAUUGAUUGAUAAACAUUUAAAAACAUUUAUUUUUAGUAACUAAAUAAAAUUCCGUAAUAAAGAAAAAAGUGACAAAUAAACCUCUCAUUUGAUAUUUUUCAGGGGAGAAAUGUAGUGUAUUAAAAACAAAGUAAAUAGUAUGUUUUGAUAAAAUGGUUUGAUAAAAACACUACAUUGUUGUAGGUUUUUCUAAAAACAGUUGCGUUUGGUUAAAAUCAAUGGCAUGUAUUAAAACGGUAGAGCUACAGCGCCCCCUGAAUGAUGUCAAUUAAAUGUGCGCAGGUGUUCAGAAAAGUUGUGUUAAGUCUGUUAAUAAAUUUCCCAUUCUUGACAUGAA